This is a messenger RNA of Populus nigra (black poplar), 1810 nucleotides long. Its product is annotated as prolyl 4-hydroxylase 1. The record is from RefSeq and is a predicted model, not a curated record. Gene Ontology annotation, molecular function: procollagen-proline 4-dioxygenase activity; L-ascorbic acid binding; iron ion binding. The coding region runs from base 135 to 998 and encodes 287 amino acids. Gene Ontology annotation, biological process: peptidyl-proline hydroxylation to 4-hydroxy-L-proline. Lineage: Eukaryota; Viridiplantae; Streptophyta; Magnoliopsida; Malpighiales; Salicaceae. Gene Ontology annotation, cellular component: endoplasmic reticulum. The transcript is spliced from 13 exons.
AAAGAAGAGCUGCUGCUAUUUGUGUUCUCAAAAGUCAGCCACAGGACCGGCAAUCGAAGGAGACGAGAGGAGAAGCCAACUCUCACUCGCUUCUUUCUCUGUCUGCGAUCGUUGCAGGGGGGAGACGAGAGGCAAUGGCCUCUGCCAUGAAAAUCGUAUUCGGACUCCUAGCUUUUGUCAGCGCUGGAAUGAUCGUAGGUGCUUUCUUUCAAUUAGCAUUUAUACUAAAGCUGGAAGACUCGUAUGGCACCAAGUUUCCAUCAUUUAAAAGAGUGCGAAAACUUCAAAGUGAUGCCUAUCUUCAGUUGCCGAGAGGGAUUUCUCAUUGGGAUAAUGACACAGAAGCGGCAGUUUUACGAAUUGGAUAUGUCAAACCUGAAAUUAUCAGCUGGUCACCGCGAAUUAUUGUACUCCAUGAUUUUUUGAGCUCAGAGGAAUGUGACUAUCUUAGAGCCCUAGCUAAACCUCGGCUUCGAAUUUCUACUGUGGUGGAUGUAAAAACAGGGAAGGGAAUAGAAAGCAAGGUAAGGACUAGUUCUGGAAUGUUUCUGAGCUCUGAAGAGAAAACGUAUCAAGUGGUACAGGCAAUUGAAAAAAGGAUUUCAGUCUAUUCUCAAGUGCCCAUUGAAAAUGGGGAGCUCAUCCAAGUUUUAAGGUAUGAAAAGAAUCAGUAUUACAAGCCCCAUCAUGACUACUUUUCUGAUACUUUUAACUUGAAGCGUGGUGGUCAGCGAAUAGCAACAAUGCUGAUGUACUUAAGUGACAAUGUUGAGGGGGGAGAAACAUAUUUCCCAAUGGCUGGUUCAGGUAAAUGCAGUUGUGGCGGAAAAGUUGUGGAUGGGUUAAGUGUAAAACCUAUCAAAGGAAAUGCAGUUCUUUUCUGGAGCAUGGGACUAGAUGGCCAGUCGGAUCCUAGCAGCAUACAUGGAGGAUGUGAGGUUCUGUCGGGGGUGAAGUGGUCAGCUACAAAAUGGAUGAGGCAAAGAGCUACUUUCUGAUUUUAUAGUUAACCCUAGCUUAGUAAAGGAAGGUCAAGGAGUUGCACCAGAAACGGAUAAAGGGGCAGGAUGUUGAGCAGCAAAAUUCAAACAGUACAAUUCUCACCUCUGCAGAAAGAAUAAGUUUUCAGACCCGCAGGCUCUUCCAUGCGCCCAGCUGAGAAAACAUCCAAUAAUACAACGGUGUUUUAUAUACUAUAUAUUAUUUUUAUCAUGCUCUACUACAUGUAAAACAGUUUAAAUAAGUUUAUUUCCAUUUGUGUACAUGUAGACCUAUUUAUCUGCAAACAUUUUAGAUCAUAUUAACAACAAUUUCUUCAAAAAACGAUGCAGCCUAACAAGCUUGAAGUCUAAGUUCCCCGAGAUCAAGGAAAAAUCGUGUCUUCAAUUCAGCAAGACUUUCCCAUGUGGGCACAGCAGGGGAGAGAUUUUGCCAAUAAACAAGAACCUCCUUUUCUCCCCCUAUCUUACGAGUUCCCAGAAUGGCUCGAGGGAUAGAGCGCGGUGCGGAUGUAGCUGGCGAUUCAGGCAGAGGAGGUGAGAUUUCCUCUUGAUUUCCAAUUCUCUUUCUUAGGAGAGAAACAUGGAAAACCAGAUGUAAUUUGGAUUCUGGGGGUAACUCAAAUUUAUAUGCAACUGUGCCAAUCUUUGGAAAGGAUUUUCCAUGGCAAAAACAAUUUGGGAGUGAGCUUGAGAUUUUUCUGGUGUCCAUGGAAAGCUGGCGAUAUGGGCGUUGUUUUAGGUAGACAAAUUCACCCACUUAGAAAUCCCUCUAUGUGUGCUUCUCAUCAUAAUAUUUCUUCAUCCUCUCC